Messenger RNA from Humulus lupulus (European hop), 1717 nucleotides. Its product is annotated as acetyl-CoA acetyltransferase 2. NCBI's taxonomy places the organism in Eukaryota, Viridiplantae, Streptophyta, Magnoliopsida, Rosales, Cannabaceae. The record is from RefSeq and is a predicted model, not a curated record. The coding region runs from base 207 to 1427 and encodes 406 amino acids. The transcript has 13 exons. Gene Ontology annotation, molecular function: acetyl-CoA C-acetyltransferase activity. Gene Ontology annotation, biological process: fatty acid beta-oxidation.
CUCGCUGAUAAAUAAUAUUCCAUUUUCGCAUCAGCUUGUUCUAAUUUUCAUAUGCAUACUCAACUAUGCUGAACAUAAUUUGGAUCCGUUGCUGAUUAAUGAUUUAACAAAAUUACGUUAUUUUUCGUACCUUUGAUGCUUGCGUAAUUCCUUCUCUCCUAGAUCUAACUCGCGUAUUUCAUAGUAAUUUCUUUCAACGCGUAUCCAUGGCUCAAGUAGCAGCUUCUUCAGAGUCAAUCAGGCCAAGAGAUGUUUGCAUUGUUGGUGUUGCGCGUACACCAAUGGGUAGCUUUCUUGGUGCUUUAUCCUCUUUACCUGCCACCAAACUUGGAUCAAUAGCUAUUGAAGCUGCACUUAAAAUGGCUGGUGUUGAUCCUUCACUUGUGCAAGAAGUUAUCUUCGGCAAUGUUCUUAGUGCAAAUUUAGGUCAGGCUCCGGCUAGACAAGCUGCAUUAGGUGCAGGAAUAUCUAAUGCAGUAAUCUGUACCACUGUUAACAAAGUCUGUGCAUCAGGAAUGAAAGCUACAAUGCUUGCAGCACAAAGCAUUCAGUUGGGAAUUAAUGAUGUUGUCGUGGCUGGUGGCAUGGAAAGCAUGUCUAAUGUGCCUAAAUAUAUUGCAGAAGCAAGAAAAGGAUCUCGACUUGGACAUGAUUCUCUUGUUGAUGGAAUGUUGAAAGAUGGUUUGUGGGAUGUUUAUAAUGAUGUUGGUAUGGGAGUAUGUGCUGAAACAUGUGCAGAAAACCAUAAAGUGACAAGAGAGGAGCAGGACGAUUAUGCUAUUCAGAGCUUUGAGCGUGGUAUUGCUGCCCAAGACAGUGGUGCCUUUAAGUGGGAAAUUGUCCCGGUUGAAGUUUCUGGUGGAAGGGGAAAACCAUCAAUAAUUGUUGACAAGGAUGAAGGUCUAGGGAAGUUUGAUGCUGGCAAACUAAGAAAGCUCCGUCCAAGUUUCAAGGUGAAUGGUGGUUCAGUCACUGCUGGAAAUGCUUCUAGCAUAAGUGAUGGUGCUGCUGCAUUAGUCUUGGUGAGUGGAGAAACAGCAAUAAAGCACGGGCUGCAAGUUAUUGCGAAGAUCUCUGGAUAUGCUGAUGCUGCUCAGGCACCAGAACUAUUUACUACAGCUCCGGCCCUUGCAAUUCCAAAAGCUAUUUCAAAUGCUGGCUUGAAUGCUUCUCUAAUUGAUUUCUAUGAAAUUAAUGAAGCUUUUGCUGUUGUGGCUCUUGCAAAUCAGAAGCUGCUUGGACUUGAACCGGAAAAAGUUAAUGUGAACGGUGGAGCUGUAGCGUUGGGACAUCCUCUAGGUUGCAGUGGAGCUCGUAUCUUGGUCACACUUUUGGGGGUACUGAAGCAGAAGAAUGGUAAAUAUGGUGUUGGUGGCGUUUGCAAUGGUGGAGGUGGUGCUUCUGCACUCGUGGUAGAGCUUCUUUAAGCCUUUUAGUUUUCUUUACUUCACCAAGUUUGGUGCACUCAGCUCAUACCGUAUUGGCAAGUAAAGUCGGAUAGCUUUAGUAAUUCAGGUUCCCUACUAACGCUAGAGACCCUUCUGAGAGUUGAAUUUUUCUGUAACCACCACCAAUUAGUUCUUGUGCAAUGUCACUUCCAUUUCUCUCUCUCUCUCUCUCUGUUUUUUUUUUUCUAAAUUGUUUUGGGCUGGGAGACACUUUCAAUAAACAUUUAAGUGUAUCUACUUCAGAAGAAAUAUAUUUGCAACAUUUCUCA